UCCAUAUUGUGAAUCACACCUUCAAAGUGUUGGUUUUUGGUUCCGCAGCUCUCGCCCUUCGUUUUCUCAUCCAUUGAACAAAACCAGAAGAUCAAACCCCUUGUAAUUUCACGAGGAGGGAAGACCUUCUCAAAGUAAUCCAUUUUUCCAAAAAUCCAGGAAUUCACAAUUGCAUCUUUUUCUCUUAAAUAUCUUCUUUUGGAUAAGAUAAAACUGUGUCUCAAAUUUCAUCCUAAUCCACAAGAGAGAGAUCAUGAGUCAUAUUUUGUGUUGAAAUGGGUUCUUUUUAUAGUUUCCCCUUUUGCAUGAACUUCGCUCACCUUUAGUUAGCUCUUUUCAGUUGUUCAAAUUUUUUAGCUCCCUGUGCUGCUCAUGGACUACUUGAAGGAAGUGGUAGGCAAAAGGUUACAUGACCAUGUCAACAACAAGAUGCCUAUAUUACCAAGCAGGUCUAUAUGGGUGCCUGGACCUGUCAUAGUUGGUGCUGGACCUUCAGGUCUUGCCACUGCUGCUUGCCUUAAAGAAAACGGUGUUCCAAGCUUGAUUCUUGAAAGGGCUAAUUGCAUAGCUUCCUUGUGGCAGCUCAAAACCUACGAUCGUCUCCACCUUCAUCUUCCAAAGCACUUCUGUGAGCUCCCUCUCAUGCCAUUCCCUUCCAAUUUCCCAACCUACCCGACCAAACAACAGUUUGUGGCCUACUUAGAGGCUUACACAAACCAUUUUGGUCUAGCACCGAUCUUCAAUAAAACGGUGGUGAGUGCAGAAUUCGAUUCUCGAUGUGGGUUUUGGAAGGUCAAGACCUUGGGGCUGAAGCAGGAGGAGACUGAGUAUGUUUGUCAAUGGCUAAUUGUUGCCACCGGCGAAAAUGCUGAGGAGGUUGUGCCAGAUAUUGAAGGAAUGAAUCAGUUUGAGGGUCCUAUUCUUCACACCAGCUCAUACAAGAGCGGGGAGUUGUUUCGUGGGAAGAAUGUUUUAGUGAUUGGAUGUGGGAAUUCAGGCAUGGAAGUCUGCCUAGAUCUUUGCAGCCAUAAUGCUCGUCCAUCCAUCGUGGUUAGAGACUCGGUGCACGUCUUGCCACAAGAGAUGCUUGGAAGAUCAACUUUUGGAUUGUCCAUCUGGCUGCUUAAAUGGUUUCCCAUGCGCCUUGUGGAUCAAAUUUUAUUACUGGUGUCCCGUUUCAUGCUCGGUGAUACUUCUCACUAUGGCCUCCAUCGUCCUAAACUUGGUCCCAUGCAGCUCAAAACUGCCACAGGAAAAACACCUGUUUUGGAUUUGGGAACUCUUGCUAAGAUCAAAAGUGGGCAUAUUAAGGUUUGCCAGGGAAUACGGAGACUAAUGCAUCAAUAUGUAGAGUUUGUUGAUGGAAGCAAGGAAAAUUUUGAUGCUAUCAUCCUAGCCACAGGUUACAAAAGCAACGUAUCUUCUUGGUUGAAGGGUAACGAAAUGUUUUCAGAGAAAGAUGGGCUGCCCCACAAGUCAUUCCCAAAUGGAUGGAAAGGUGGAAAUGGGUUAUAUGCAGUUGGCUUUACAAAGCGUGGCCUGCUUGGCGCGUCAAUUGAUGCCAGAAGAAUUGCACAAGACGUUGAGCUUCGCUGGAAAGCUGAGGCCACAAGUUUCAUGGCCAAUGGCUCGUGCAUUACUGCAACAAUGAUGUCAUGAAAAUGAUUACAUAAAGAAAAAAGAAAUCUAACCAACCUUUAUGGUUUCUUGGAAAUCUAAUGAAGUUUCUACUGUUAUUUGAACGAGCCAAGCAGGAAAGGACUACAUGUUUUUUGCUUUUCAUUUGCACAAAAACUAGGAACGUUAGGGUAAAAAAGCUGGGGGUGACCAUAAAUAUUUGUUUGUUUGGGAGGAGAAGAUUCUCAAUGUGUACAUAUAUAUCUUGUGCAUCUUUCUAGUUUUCUGCUAUUAGUUAGGUACACUUUUUAAGUGAAAGGUGGGGUAGUUUGCAAUUUAGUGAAAAUAAUUAGUAUAAGUUAGCUAUAUUUCCAUUGAAUUUGAGCUUCAUGUAUAGAAAAAAAAAAAGUAUGAUGGUUUCCAUCAA
Messenger RNA from Hevea brasiliensis (rubber tree), 2044 nucleotides. Its product is annotated as indole-3-pyruvate monooxygenase YUCCA2-like. Bases 373 to 1659 code for a protein of 428 amino acids. Lineage: Eukaryota; Viridiplantae; Streptophyta; Magnoliopsida; Malpighiales; Euphorbiaceae. The record is from RefSeq and is a predicted model, not a curated record. The transcript has 4 exons. Gene Ontology annotation, molecular function: N,N-dimethylaniline monooxygenase activity; NADP binding; flavin adenine dinucleotide binding. Gene Ontology annotation, biological process: auxin biosynthetic process.